Messenger RNA from Babesia sp. Xinjiang, 1284 nucleotides. Its product is annotated as Flowering time control protein FCA. Gene Ontology annotation, molecular function: protein binding; RNA binding. The coding region runs from base 1 to 1284 and encodes 427 amino acids. The transcript has a single exon. The record is from RefSeq and is a predicted model, not a curated record. Lineage: Eukaryota; Apicomplexa; Aconoidasida; Piroplasmida; Babesiidae.
AUGUCUGACGAGGGCGAGCAGGCCGUCGAGGUCGCCUAUCCGUGCGCCCCCGCUCCGCCGGUAGAAAUCAAGCUUUUUGUCGCCCGUAUACCCAAAACAUACGAAGAAGCCGAAAUUAGGAAGAUGUUUGAAGAAUUUGGAGAAGUUAAAGAUGUAGUCAUUAUACGAGAUAAAGCAACAAACGCACACAAAUGCUGUGCCUUCGUACGCAUGGUAUCAAUAUCGCAGGCCGAUGCGGCCAUUAAAAGACUAAACAACAAUUGCGUAGUAGAUACAGCAUUAGGAGCCGUACUAGUCAAGUAUGCUGCUGGAGAAGCGGAACGUUUAGGGUUCACAUCAUUGGUUGGAGAACCUGGCGUUAACGAAUGUAAACUAUUUGUUGGUAGUAUACCAAAAAAUGGUGACGAGGCUAUGGUGCGCGAGAUAUUCGAACCCUUUGGCACAUUAGAAGAUGUCUUUGUCAUGAAAGACCAAAGUGGCGCAAGCAAGGGUUGCGCAUUUGUCAAAAUGGCAUAUAAAGAACAAGGAUUACAUGCGAUACGUACAUUAGAUGGAAUGAAACAACUAGAUGGAUGUUCGCGACCCAUGGAAGUAAGGUUUGCCGAAUCUAAAGCAAAUAAACAACAAAAUGUCGUCAUGCAGCAUCAAAUACCUGCAAGAACACCAGUUGUACAACCACCAUACCAUAUGCCAACACCCACCCAUGUGCGCCAGGUAGGGGUAUGGAGGGAGUAUAUCUCGCCCGAGGGUAAACCUUAUUUUUACAACGAACAAACAGGACAUACACAAUGGGAACGACCGGCAGAGUUUGAUAAUGCCACUGCCAACACCUCACAGGUACCGUCAGGACCACCAGGGGCAAAUUUAUUUAUAUUUCAUAUACCAAAUGAAUGGACACAAUUUGAUCUUGUACGAACAUUUUCGCAGUUUGGUAAAAUUCUAAGCUCGAGAAUAGCAGCAGACAAAUCUACAGGGAGACAUAAAGGAUAUGCAUUUGUGUCAUAUGAUUCACCAGAAUCGGCAGCACAGGCAAUACAACAUCUUAAUGGUUUUACAGUUCUUGGAAAGAGACUCAAGGUGGCAAUCAAGAAAGGUGAUGAAACUGCAGCUGCACCGGUGGUAGGUGCGCAGGCUGCGGCCGGAACGCCGAUGGCAGCCCGCGCACCUACACCGGCGUAUCAAGCAUAUCAACCACCUUUGGCACCAGGAGCACAACCAUAUGCGCAACAGCAAUAUCCUCAGCAACCCUACUACGGAUCUUACCAAAGGUAUGCUCCAUAUUGA